AUGAAGAAUUUUGGACAUACACAGAGUAAUUCAGAUCACACUAUGUUCUUGAAGCGUGAUGAAGGAAAACUUACUAUAUUGAUUGUUUAUGUAGAUGAUAUAAUCGUAACUGGAAACGACGCAGAAGAGCAACUGAAGUUGCAAAAGUAUUUGUCUCAGGAAUUUGAGAUGAAAGAUUUAGGUGAUUUGAAGUACUUUCUUGGAAUCGAAGUAGCAAUGUCAAAAACUGGUAUAUUUUUGUCUCAAAGGAAGUAUGUAAUGGUUCUACUCUCUGAAAUAGGAAUGCUUGGAUGUAAGCCUGCUGACACACCUAUUGAGAUGAAUCACAAAUUGUGUGAAGACAUGGACCAAGAAUCAACCAAUAAGGAACAGUACCAACGCCUUAUUGGAAGGUUUAUAUACCUGGCACACAAAAGACCAAAUAUUGCAUACGCUGUGAAUGUGGUUAGUCAGUUUAUGCAUUCGUCCAGCAUCAGAUAG
Molecule: messenger RNA, 480 nt
Organism: Prunus persica (peach)
Lineage: Eukaryota; Viridiplantae; Streptophyta; Magnoliopsida; Rosales; Rosaceae
Exons: 1
Coding region: 1-480 (159 amino acids)
Source: RefSeq, a predicted model, not a curated record